UGGCUCCAGUCCAGCCCCAACUUCAGGGUGUGCCGGAUAUCAUGGCUCUUCAGGCACCGCAGCCGCUGCUGGUACAUGGAGUCACAGCUCCUGACGUUGCGCAAGUUUCGCGGAGGUGGAUCUGUGCACCUCUGGCAAAGCCAUUGCAAGGUGGUGCUCUUGUUGCCCUCUUUGGCCUGUCCACGGCACGAGCAAGCCGAGCCAGGCCUUUGAGAUAUUCGGUUGUGAGACAGGCUGAGAUCAGUGAGAAGCCCAAAGUGGCUCCAAAGGCCAAGGCAAAAGCAAAGGCCAAGGCAAGAAGGAAAACCCCAGCGCCUUUGAUGCAGCAAAUCAUGGAGGGCCUAUUCGCCCCUAUUGUCACGAUCGGCUACUUUUUGGUUGGGCAGACUUUUGUAGAAAGAAUUCGUGGCAAAGGUAUCGAACUCCAUUCGCGUGUGUGGCCUCCCAAUGAUGACUUACACAAGAAAUCGAUGAAACAGCAUGAAUCGCAGUCAUGGAGAGAGAGUGUCAAGGGCCUUUGCUUCCCUGCACUCAAGGCUAUCACAGCCUAUUGCGAUACUUUUGGCAUCCAAAACAGGAAGAGACAAGGUUUCAUCAAGACAGCCAAAAAGACUGGCCACGAUCUGGGAAUGCUCCCAGAGGGUGGCAUUUUUGGUGAGGGCUUGAUUGGCAAUCAGGCAAUGGAAUGGUACAAGGACUCCGGCAUCAGUCGGCUUUGAGCUUCGCGAGCUUCUGGUGGGGCCAAAACUCCAACUCUACGUACAGAGGUGAGCGAGACUUGAUACUUUCUAAACAUACUGGAGUGGCUAGAAGGUGCCAUUCAGGUUCUAGCGAAUCAAGACACGUGAAAAAUGACACAUGUGGCACAUGUUGUUAUUGCUUUGUUGUUCACUGAUUCAUACACAGCUGCUUAAUGCAUAUCCAGCCUGAUGUGCCUCAAUCAGCG
Durusdinium trenchii is the source of this 946-nucleotide messenger RNA. NCBI's taxonomy places the organism in Eukaryota, Dinophyceae, Suessiales, Symbiodiniaceae. The record is from the annotation of a GenBank genome assembly.